AUGACAGUAAUCGUAGCUGCCGCCGCCGCUGCUGGUUGUCGCAGUUCCAUAGAUUCUGACCCAACACCGCCAACGACAUUGUGGGCUAGUAAAUGCAAAGGUUCGCUUACUCGAUUUCUCAAGAAGAAUAACGAAAAUAUGGAAGUGACUGAAAACAAACCAAAUGUGGCCUCCAAAAAGACAUGCAUUUGUGCACCAACUAGCCAUGCUGGCUCAUUCAGAUGCCAUCUCCAUCGAACUACGGAGCAAAAGUCAGAGGAAAACCACGGUGACAAGGAUGGAAGUAGUGAAAGUCUUGAGUUCGUGAAGAUGACCGUGCAUCGCAAGUUAUCCUACAACAAACCUCAGUUAUCGAGGUUUGGCAGGGCUGCUGCUUUUAGCUGUUAA
Molecule: messenger RNA, 387 nt
Organism: Dovyalis caffra
Lineage: Eukaryota; Viridiplantae; Streptophyta; Magnoliopsida; Malpighiales; Salicaceae
Source: the annotation of a GenBank genome assembly